AUGGAAAACGGAGAGGGUGUAGAACUAAACGAGGAACAAAUAUUGUGCCUGUAUAUCGACACGAAGAAGUACCAGAAAACACUAGGUGUAUGCUUCUAUAACUAUUUAAAGUAUGAAUUUUUGAUGACCGAAUUUAUUGACAAUGGAUACUUCACGGCCUUGGAAUCUUUGUUCAUACAGAAGAGGCCAUACAAGUGCUUUUUUAACAGCAUGAACGAUUUGGUUGAUGACGAGAGGCUUUUAAAUUUAUUUAAAAUGUGUAACAUAGAGGCUGUUGCCUUGGAAAGGAAAAAAUACGAUGUCUCAAAUUUGAAAGAGGAGUUAAAAUUAAUAAUUCCACAAAAUGACGACGUUCGAAAUUACGAUAAACAUUUGGAGUUAGAAAACGCAUGUAAAUGCUUAAUGGUUUUAAUAAACCAUUUGAAAGUUAAAGAAAAUAAAGACAUACACAACCAAUGCAGCAUUAACAUACACAACAUGGAUCUGUACAUGCGAUUGGACAAGGCAGCUAUUAAUGCACUAAAUAUACUUCCCAACAAAAAGAACACAAAUAGUUACAGUAACAAUACGAACUUGCUAAAAUUUUUAAAUAAAUGUAACACAACCAUCGGGUGUAAGAAGUUAAUGUCUUGGUUAACGCAGCCUUUGACAAGUGUUGCCGAAAUUAAUAAACGAUUAAACAUCGUUGAAACGUUCAUAGAAGAGGAUGAUUUGCGCAACAGCGUGUAUUGUAAUUACCUAAAAAGGAUCCCCGAGUUGGACAAACUAAACCACUACUUAAAGGAGAUUAAUCAAAAUAACGAACUAAAGGGGAACUCCAAAUAUAAUGAAGAAAUGAUUCUGAAGGAUAUUGUCAAGCUGUAUUAUGCCAUUUUGGACUUUAAGGAAAUAUACUUUGCUUUGGUAUCAAUUGAAGGGAAACACAAGCAAACGGUAAUUGAAAUGAUUGUGAACCCCCUGCAUGAAAUAUUAAAUAACUUCUCCAAAUUGUUAGACAUGAUCGAAAUGACCAUAGAUCUGAAAGAAAUUGAAGAAAACAAAGUUUAUUUAAUUUCUAAAAACUUUGAUGAAGAACUGGAAGAAAUAUCAAACGAGAAAAAUGCUCUAAUGAAAAAAAUUAAAAGACAUAAGGAGGACGUCGAAAGGGAUUUAUUUUCAGACAAAUGUGAUAGACGUUAUAAGAGGACUAACAGGGAGGACAUCCGACUGGUAGAUUGUAACACAAACGUAUUCCUAUUUAGAGUAUCCAAAAAGGAUUCCACCCUAAUUCAACACCAAAAAAAAUUCAUAUCAGUUCGCAUGAAUAAGAGCGAAUUCUUGUUUACAACGAGCACUUUAAAAGGUCUAUGUAAACAGUAUGAACAUUGUUUAAAUAUUUACAACACAUUGCAACUAGAAAUUGUCAAAAAGACCAUAUGUGCCGUGUCGACCUACACACCCGUGAUCGAAAAAUUUAUAGAUAUUGUAUCCACCUUGGACGUGCCAACUGUAGUAGAAGAUGGGGAAAAUGUAAUUAUGAAAAAAUCAAGACACCCAUUGUUAGAACUACAACACAAUUUGAGUAAUUUCAUUCCAAAUGAUAUUCACAUGAAUAAAAAAGAAAGCAGAUUGAUAAUAGUUACUGGACCAAACAUGGGAGGGAAGAGUACGUACAUCAGACAGACAGCUAUAAUUUGUAUCCUGGCUCAAAUAGGUAUGUUUGUGCCGUGCGACUUUUGUGAAAUUCCUGUUUUUAGUCAAGUCAUGUGUAGAGUAGGUGCUUCUGAUUUUCAGUUAAAGGGUAUAUCGACUUUCCUAUCCGAAAUGAUAGAAGCAUCCGCUAUUGUUAAAAAUGCAGACAAAAAUUCCUUCAUCAUUGUGGAUGAAUUGGGAAGGGGGACAUCUACCUAUGAAGGGUUAGGCAUCAGUUGGUCUAUUGGCAAAUACAUUUUGGACCACAUAAAAUGCUUCUGUUUAUUUGCUACGCAUUUUCAUGAAAUUUCAAACAUUGCUUAUCAAUGUGAGGGUGUCAUCAACAGACAUGUCGAAACGACUAUCGAUCAGAAGCAGAAAAAAAUCUGCUUCUUGUACGAAAUUAAGGAUGGCGCAUCGAACAAAAGCUAUGGUGUCAAUGUUGCUGAAAUAGCCAAGUUACCAAAAGACGUGAUUCGAAAGGCCUACGAAAAAGUAGAAGAACUGGAGUCAGCGGAAAAUAAAUACUACCUGAAGGAAAAGCUAAACAUUGACACAUCCUCCAGUAUUAAUGAAAAUUACAAAAAUAAAAUUUCCAACUAUAUGAAAAUUAAGGACGAAAUUAAUUACCUCUUUUCUUCCUCCACUGAGAGUGAGUUUAUGGACAGAUUCAUGUCCAAGAAGAGUUACUUGAAGGAGCUGGCUAUUUAA
Messenger RNA from Plasmodium cynomolgi strain B, 2382 nucleotides. RefSeq names its product DNA mismatch repair enzyme. Gene Ontology annotation, biological process: mitotic recombination; mismatch repair. Lineage: Eukaryota; Apicomplexa; Aconoidasida; Haemosporida; Plasmodiidae. The record is from RefSeq and is a predicted model, not a curated record. Gene Ontology annotation, cellular component: nucleus; MutSalpha complex. The transcript is spliced from 2 exons. Bases 1 to 2382 code for a protein of 793 amino acids. Gene Ontology annotation, molecular function: ATP-dependent DNA damage sensor activity; ATP binding; mismatched DNA binding.